UUAACAAAACACAGAGGCCGGACCUGAGAAUGAGUGACACUCCCGGGAGCCAAUCAGAGCAAAGAAUUCCGGGUAGCAACAAAAAUAAACGCCAUCGCCUGGACCAAUCAGAAGGCGCGGAGCAGCGUUCCACAUUUCGCUCUAGCGAGUGUUUACUUCCGUCAAUAACAGAGAAGAGGGGAGACAUUUCGAGCAGCAAAAGAAGAGACAAAUCGCGGUGAGGAAAGUUUAUGGUCACUCGGAUCUUGUUGAAUUUAUUAAUGCAUUGUGUGUCCAGACAAAGCCUUGUGUGGUCGAGCUUUACCUCUGUAUAAAAGAUGCCGUUCUUGGGUCAAGACUGGAGAUCUCCUGGCUGGAGUUGGAUCAAAACCGAGGAUGGAUGGAAACCUUUCGAGUUCUUUGGUGCAAACAGUAAAGCAUUUCAGCUGGAAGAACUCGACAACGAAAACAAAGAGAACUUAUACGCAGAGAACGUGUGUGAAGUAGCUGCCAAGAAAAGGAAGAAGGACUUGGUGAACAACAACACAAAAUCACAGUUUCUGUAUAAGGAGCGGUGGAUCUACGUUCAGAAAGAGAGCACUAGGGAGAGACACGGCUACUGUACGCUGGGGGAAGCUUUCAACAGGCUGGACUUCUCCAGCGCCAUCCAGGACAUACGCAGAUUCAACUACGUGGUCAAACUGCUGCAUUUAAUCGCCAAGUCCCAGCUGACGUCUUUGAGCGGAGCCGCUCAGAAAAACUACUUCAACGUGCUGGAGAAGAUCGUGAGAAAGGCUCUGGACGAUCAUCAGAACCCGCGGCUGAUUAAAGCCUUGCUGCAGGACCUCAGCUCAGUUCUCGGGACUCUCAUCCGUGAAGUGGGCAAGUCUGUACUUGUGGGGAACAUCAACAUUUGGCUGUGCCGCCUGGAAACCAUUCACAACUGGCAACAGCAGCUCAACAACUUACAGAUCCCUAAGCGCAUCUCCAACGGCAUGACGCUGAGUGACCUUCCGCUGCACAUGCAGAACAACAUCCUGUACAAGUUCAGCGACGCCUGUGACAUCAUCAGCCUGGGACAGGCCACGCCCACGCUGCACAUGCUCAGCGAGGACCGGCAGCUGUGGAAGAAGCUGUGCCAGUUUCACUUUGCUGAGAAACAGUUCUGCAGGCACUUGAUUAUGUCCGAGAAAGGUCACGUAGACUGGAAGCUGAUGUUCUUCACGCUGCAGAAGUACUACCCAAAGAAGGAGCAGUACGGCGACACACUCCACUUCUGCAGACACUGUAGCAUCCUCUUCUGGAAGGACCGACACGUGGCUUUGGUCUUAAAGGACUCGGGACACCCCUGCACGGCCAACGACCCGGACAGCUGCCUCACGCCCGUCUCACCCCAGCAUUUCAUAGACCUCUUCAAGUUCUGAAGUCUGCUGCACAGUGAAGGACUGACCCCAAAUAAACCCCAGAGUUCUCAUUCCUGACACUCAUUUCAUUUUUUUUUUUUUUUUUUUAUCUUUUCCUCACUACAGACUGCUCUCUUUAUCCUCUCUUCCUCCCCGUUAAGCAGCCGUGCGGGAGCGAGCUGACAUUCCUGUUCCAUGUUUGCCGUUAUCCAACUCCUUCUUCUUUUCCUCACCCAAACUUUAAGGGCUUAUUAAUUCUAAAGAUGUCAUGGUGUCAGUGUUUUCUCGUCAUUUCAUCAUCAUUAUAAUUUUUUUUUUUCCCAGUCUCACGUUCAGUGCUGGUUCGUGGAAUAGUCGGGUGGAGUUAAUAAAGAAGCUUUGCUGCAUGCUAUAGUGAGAGAAGGACAGGAAAACUAAAGAAAAACCACCGGGGGGGGGAUAGAACAAGGCUUUUCAUAGUAACCGAAUGCAUGUUGACGUAGCCGUGACGUCGAGUUUAUCCUUGUCGGUUCGUUGUGUAGUGCAUUUAUCUGACCUGUUUGACACUAAAUGUCUACAUUUGCACCAGUUGCUUUUUUGCCAUAUCAAUCAACCAGUGUCUUUAUGAUACACAAAAAAAAAAGAAUAAUAAUAAUUAUGUAAGCACUGCUAUUUAUGAGCUAAUGUAUUUUAUAUCCCUUCUUUUGCACUUUGUAAUAUUUCUUCAAUAAUCUCGGGACGUCUGUGUAAUGGAUGAAGUUGACCCUUUGAUGGUACUGAUAAAGAUUUGCUAAAAAAAAACCCCCACAAAAAUAUGGGGUAAAAAAACAACUAUGAUUAAACUUUUCAUGGGGAAAAAUGA
Molecule: messenger RNA, 2223 nt
Organism: Hemibagrus wyckioides
Lineage: Eukaryota; Metazoa; Chordata; Actinopteri; Siluriformes; Bagridae
Gene: fbxo25
Product: F-box protein 25
Exons: 11
Coding region: 318-1403 (361 amino acids)
Biological process (GO): protein ubiquitination
Cellular component (GO): cytoplasm; nucleus; SCF ubiquitin ligase complex
Molecular function (GO): protein binding
Source: RefSeq, a predicted model, not a curated record